Messenger RNA from Cyphellophora attinorum, 1857 nucleotides. RefSeq lists its product as uncharacterized. The record is from RefSeq and is a predicted model, not a curated record. The coding region runs from base 1 to 1857 and encodes 618 amino acids. The transcript is spliced from 2 exons. Lineage: Eukaryota; Fungi; Ascomycota; Eurotiomycetes; Chaetothyriales; Cyphellophoraceae.
AUGGCACACAGCGUCGCUUCUUUGCCCGCCAGCUAUGAGAGUCUGAUUGCCUACAGGAGAGAGAUACGGCUUCUCGACAUUCGAUAUCCGCCUUCUCCUUCAGCCCAAAGCAACGUAGCUGAUCUGCGAUUCGGCCUACACAAAGCUCGUCUCGAUGAAGCCCCAUCCUUCUACGCACUGUCGUAUGCAUGGGGCACGCCGGAGAACAUGCAGACAAUCCACGUGAACGAUCGCCCGUUCCAAGUUCGGGAGAACCUCGCCCAGUUCCUUGAGGCGCUGACCAAACAACUGCGCAACGAGCAUGGGGAUAAGGGUCUGGCGGCGAUCAGGAUUUGGUGUGAUGCCGUUUGUAUCAAUCAGAGUGAUGCUCGCGAGAAGAGUUCUCAGGUCGCCAUGAUGGGCGAUAUCUACAGGUCUGCCACUGGUGUAUAUGCUUGGCUUGGGCUUGCAACACCUGAGUCCGAGGCCUGGUUCAGGUCUGCUGAGCACUUCAUCCUGAGGCACGACAACUGCGAGAAGACUGACGGGUCUCUUGCUUGCCUACAACCGUGGAAGGCAUACAAAAUGACUGAGUUGAGAGGCCAGCUGCGCGACAUAGUGCAGCGCGAGUACUGGCAGAGACUGUGGAUCGUACAGGAGCUCACGCUGGCCCAAAAAGUGAAUUUCCUGUGCGGCCACACCCAGAUGGGCCGCCGAACCUUUGAAUUGUUCCUCAAGUGUUGGCGUGGUGGAAAAGAACUGCUGGCACCCGAAGACACCUCCGCAUCACGACAUGUGUACACCCUUCUCAACCUGCGUCACAGGUAUCUAGCUAGUCCUCUCGAUCUGGCCGCGCUGACCCGCGAUUUCUCGAGAUCCCGGUGUCAUGAUCCGCGAGAUCGGAUAUACGGCAUGCUCGCGAUGAUGUCGCGAGAAGAGGCCCAUCGAAUUCGAAUCGACUACAGCGUGCCUUUGAUGGAAAUCCUGCUGAAAUACGCGAACAACGUGUCAGAUGACAUCGGCGUGACCGUCGCAGAAAGCGUGGCAGAGGAAAACGGAACUAGGGCAUGGGGAACACUCUCAAAGCUCUCAUCUAUGAUCGAAGGUCUCGUACCAUUGAACUUUGGCAGCAAAGAAUGCUUAAAUGAAAAUUCAGAAAGCAUCGGCUUCACAUGCGACGUUCGUCUUCCUUUUGACAGCUACGGCCUCCAUGUUGAACGGAGCUUGAGGGUGUUUGCCGUUGGUACUGAGGAAAUGCUCGUUCCAGUCGAUCAGAUUUCGAUUCUGCCACCAGGAGGACGACGAGUCUAUGUCAGCGUCGGUCGGUUUGAUGCAAAUGAUUGGGCAAUUGUGUACACAACGGCGCCUCCAUGCGCGACAGACACCUUCAUGAAAGUGUCAAAAUCAUGUUCGUUGCAGUGCUCAUACGAGCAUGUUGUUCGCAACAGCAGCGAAUGGGCAAGGGGUCAAAGCGUCUUUGAGGCCAAGCUAGCCUUCGUGGUGGAGAAGUGCCGGCGUCCAGAUACGCUACCGGAGUAUGAUCAUGAGCCUCUUUCGGAUUUAUGGACUUUGGACCCAAGACUGUGGCUGCAACAGAUCAUGCCGACAUCGAUGGUGGCGUGGUGGCACAACGGCUUGCGGUACGUCUUCACAAUGAAUGCGGCGGCAGUAGGCACGUACAUUUGCAUCGACAGAGCACACGAUGUCUUGCUUAUUACCCACGACAGAGGGGACCGCCCCUCGAAUGGAGGCGCACGCAAAACAUCGCCUUUCGAAGAAGGUGGCUGGAGUCCGUGGCAAUUUGGACUUGAAGAAGAAUUAUUGGACACAUUAUUGGCCACAUGUAACGCGUGCCUUCCUUGGUGGAUGUCUCGAUAG